Messenger RNA from Ficedula albicollis (Collared flycatcher), 2379 nucleotides. RefSeq names its product mitogen-activated protein kinase 8 interacting protein 1 (gene MAPK8IP1). Gene Ontology annotation, cellular component: cytoplasm. The record is from RefSeq and is a predicted model, not a curated record. Gene Ontology annotation, molecular function: protein binding. NCBI's taxonomy places the organism in Eukaryota, Metazoa, Chordata, Aves, Passeriformes, Muscicapidae. The transcript is spliced from 14 exons. The coding region runs from base 16 to 2100 and encodes 694 amino acids. Gene Ontology annotation, biological process: regulation of JNK cascade.
AAGGGGGUCUCCUCAAUGCAGCUGCCCUUGAAAAUGGAGUCGAGCACCGAGGAGGAGAGCUGGCUGGAGGACCAGUGGGAGAAAUGGCUCACCCAUGACAUCAGCCUCGAGGAAUUUGAGGAUGAAGACCUCUCUGAGAUCACUGAUGAGUGUGGAAUCAGCCUGCACUGCAAGGAGAGCCUGGCCACCCGGGGCCAUGUGAGCCGGGCGGGCGGCGCGCCCCGGGCGGCGGGCGGCGAGGCCAGCCGGCUGCAGGCCCCCCCCCCCCCCCCCCCCCCCCCCCCCCCCCCCCCCCCCCCCCCCCCCCCCCCCCCCCCCCCCCCCCCCCCCCCCCCCCCCCCCCCCCCGGCCGGGACCACCGAGGUCUACAGGCCGAAGCGACCCACAACCCUCAACCUCUUCCCGCAGGUGCCUCGCAGCCAGGACACUCUGAAUAACAACUCUCUGGGGAAAAAGCACAGUUGGCAGGAGCGGGUGUCCCGGUCGUCGUCCCCUCUGAAAACGGGUGAGCAGACCCCUCCCCAUGACCACGUUUGCCUGAGUGAUGAGGUCAAUCACCAAAACAGCACAACCUCCACCAAAGACCGGGGCACCUCCACGGAGAGCCCGUGCCGGCGCACGGCAGCCACGCAGAUGGCGCCAGCCUGCGCGGCCGCGUCCCGGCCGCCCGAGAAGCACCAGCCCGCCGGCCGGGCCCCGCCGCACGGCGCCAGCGUGGUGGUGGUGACCCGCGGCCCCGAGGCGCACCGCGACCGCAUCCGCUACCAGACGGACGUCAGGCUGGAGGCCACCGAGGAGAUCUACCUGACGCCCGUGCAGAAGAACUCGGACCCCCUGGAGACUGACAAGCCAUUCCUGUCCCAGUCCAGCGAGAACCGCAUGUCCAUCAGCUCUGACAUUGACACCUCCGGCUAUUCGGCCCUGGCAGGGAAAACCAACCCCUCCAUCAGCGAGGAGGACGAGGUGCUGGACUACAUGUCCUCCCCUGACAAGACAAACCUGCCCAGGGCCGCCUGUGGUGGUGGGAACGGCGGCUCCCGGCCAGGGCACAACCUUCAGAGAGCCUCCGUGAGUUCGGACACCAGUGCCCUCUCCUAUGACUCUGUCAAAUACACACUGGUGGUGGAUGAGAACGUGCAGCUGGAGCUGGUCAGCCUCAAGCAGUGCUACUCGGGCUACAGCGACGAGAGCGACUCGGCCACGGUCUACGACAACUGCAUCUCUUCACCCUAUGAGUCGGCCAUUGGCGAGGAGUACGAGGAGGAUGCGCUGAAGCGUGACUCAGUCUGCCUCUCCGAGGACUCCACCCCCGAGGCAGACAUCCACUUCUCCAAGAAGUUCCUCAAUGUCUUCAUGAGUGGUCGGGCACGCUCCUCCAGUGCCGAGUCCUUUGGGCUGUUCUCCUGCAUGAUCAACGGGGAGGAGCAGGAGCAGACUCACCGUGCUGUCUUUAGGUUUGUGCCUCGCCACGCGGACGAGCUGGAGCUGGAGGUGGAUGAUCCUUUGCUGGUGGAGGUGCAGGCAGAAGAUUAUUGGUAUGAGGCCUACAACAUGCGCACAGGAGAUCGGGGCAUCUUUCCUGCCUACUAUGCUAUUGAAGUCACCAAGGACUCAGACCAUGUAACAGCUCUGGCCAAGAGCAGUGACUGGGUGGACCAGUUUCGGGUGAAGUUCCUUGGCUCUGUGCAGGUUCCCUACCACAAGGGCAAUGAUGUGCUCUGUGCGGCCAUGCAGAAGAUUGCCACCACGCGCCGCCUCACUGUGCACUUUAACCCCCCCUCCAGCUGCGUGCUGGAGAUCAGUGUGCGCGGGGUCAAGAUUGCUGUCAAGGCUGACGACUCCAAGGAGCACAGCAAGGUAAACAAGUGUAGCCAUUUUUUCCAGCUGAAGAACAUUUCCUUUUGUGGGUACCAUCCAAAGAACAACAAAUAUUUUGGGUUCAUUACCAAGCACCCUGCUGACCACAGAUUUGCCUGUCAUGUUUUCGUCUCGGAGGAGUCCACGAAGCCACUGGCGGAGUCUGUAGGGAGGGCUUUCCAGCAAUUCUACAAGGAGUAUGUGGAGUACACAUGCCCCACAGAGGACAUCUACCUGGAGUAGGGGCUGGCACAGGCACCUCCUGCACAGGCAGGGCUGCAGUCUCGCCCCUUCCCCGUGUCGUGCAUGGACAAGAGCUGCUUUGAGCCUGGAGGAGGAGCGGGCCCGGGGCAGGGCUCCCCGGGGCACGGAGCGCCGCCUCUUUUCGUGACUCCCCUUCCUCGGGCUGGGGGGACGGGAGGGGGGAGGGCUGGACAAAUUGUGUUCAUUGUACAAAAUAUUCUUAGUUUAUUCUAUUGGAGAAGCACCCACUGGGUGCCCUGCUUGUGAGCAGUUGGGGGG